AUGCCUCCAAAAGGAAAAGGUAGGGUGAUCCCACCAAAGCAGAAGAGGAAGAUGGUUUUACCGCGUAAGGUGACUCAAGCAGCCAAGAAUGCACAUAAUGCAAGGCAUCUAGAACUAGAACAACAUGAUGUGGAGCAGAUGGAUGUGGAGCAACAAGAUGAAAGACAAGUGGAAGUGGAACAACAUGAUUCUGGACAAGUGGAUGCGGAGAUACAAGACAAUGAGAAUCCAAAAGAUCCACCUAUAACUAUGGUGGCAACUCCAGAUUUUAGGCCACAUGAGGCAAUAGAAACAUCUUUACAUGUCAGAGAUCCUUCCUCAUCAGCUCAAGGUUCACGACACAUGUCAGAUCCAAACACUCAAUCUGGUUCGCUACAUGUGCAAACCAGUGAUGAUCUGGUGCAAGAAUCAAGACACUCUUGUCAUGAGAUUCAUAAGACAACUGAUGGGAGGCCCUAUAUUUUUCCAUAUGGGAGAGGGUGGAACCCGUGUAGGGUGGCCUCGAGGGCCCUUACCAAAGUAAUUGAGUCACAAUUCCGUAAGGCAUGGAUUAGUUAG
Molecule: messenger RNA, 558 nt
Organism: Lathyrus sativus (Indian pea)
Lineage: Eukaryota; Viridiplantae; Streptophyta; Magnoliopsida; Fabales; Fabaceae
Source: the annotation of a GenBank genome assembly